Messenger RNA from Solanum pennellii, 1230 nucleotides. RefSeq lists its product as uncharacterized. The transcript has a single exon. Bases 1 to 1230 code for a protein of 409 amino acids. Gene Ontology annotation, molecular function: catalytic activity. NCBI's taxonomy places the organism in Eukaryota, Viridiplantae, Streptophyta, Magnoliopsida, Solanales, Solanaceae. The record is from RefSeq and is a predicted model, not a curated record.
AUGAACAACAUUCCACAGAGCUACAUGGCUCAACAUCCUCUGAUCUUUGCGACCGAACCUGUUCACCCCUUGCAUCAGUCCCAAUCAUGGUUGGAAACUGCACUGCAAAAUCAUGCAGCCAUAUUCUCCAUGGAUAUCAACGGGACGGAAGCUCUAAUCAUACUCCAAAACCACAACUUUCUAGCACAACUAAUAACAGAGGGAAUGAAAAUAGCAACGCAACAUCUUGUCAAUCACAUGUGGAUGACAAAUAUGCUAGACCCCCUUGCUCCCAACCUUGCUCCAGGCUUCGUGCAAGCAAUACAAACACUAUGGAAUCUACCUCACCACCUAUCCCCAUACCCAAACAUGCAAAACCUAGUGCAAACCCCAUUCUUCACCCCUCCAGAAAUGAUCAAUGCGAACCCUCUUCUCUUCCCUUGGCGGCCCAUGCCAGUCCAACAAGGGCGUCUAGUGUUUGUUCCUAUGACGACACAAGGAAUGUUACCUAUGAACUCUACUCCUCCCCCAGCUAUGAAACCAGGAGAAAUUCUAAGGAGGAGAACCUCGUUCACAGAAAUAUCAAGUCUCAGAAACUCAGCCCUUAUGGUGUUUCCAGAGAACGAGGACAAAAAAUAUAUUCACAAUUGUCCACUAGCUCUGAAAAAAUGCUCCUUCGACCUAAGGCCUGCACUGAAUAAGGACCUAGCGAAGCAUGUGGUGAUCAUGGCCCCAACUAUGAGGACAUCCCAAAUCCCAUCUGAGGAAGACGGGGAAAUUCUGAACCCCCAGAUAACCCACAAUCCAAUGACUCAACAAACUAGCUUUAUGGUGUGGAACACUAUGGGAGUAAAUAAUGAUAACUUUAAAAUAAAUUUUAAGGAACUCAUCCGUAAUCAUAACCCUUGCUUUGUGGCUCUUUUAGAAACUAAGAUGGAUGAUCACUUUAACCUAAAACAUGAAUUUAACUUUGAUGACUACCUUGAGGUCCCUGCACAAGGAAGAGCUGGAGGUAUGGUUUUGAUGUGGCUCACUAACAUGGUUAAUGUUACUCUGAAAAGAAUGGAUGAUCAGGAACUCCAUGCCAUGAUCCAGGUAUUUCCCCAUCAUUUUUCUUGGUGUUUUUCAGCGAUCUAUGCAAGUACUGAUAGUUAUAAAAGGAAUGUUUUAUCGAAUAAUUUAGAAAACCUUAGCUCUUGCUUCCCUGGCCCUUGGUUAGUUGUGGGAGAUUUUAACGAAAUUCUUGGAUAA